UCAGUCCACUUUGCCUACUCAACCCUUGAGCAAUAUUAAGGCAUUCAUUUUCCUCCUACUUCUACUUCUACUUGUACUUCUACUUCUCCCAAAAGCACUUCUCCCAAAAGCGCUUUUUAACUAAUUCACAGUCCCCAUGCACCUAAUAACGUAACAAACCGAAUCACUUUUCUUCAUUUUUACUCUCCAAAACUCUCUUCACAAACCAAAACCCACCUCCCAAAAUACUCCAUUUUCACCCCUUCGACCUUCAAGGUUCAUCCAUGGCGAUUCAAUCUUCCUCUUUCAGCCUUCGAAAACCGGUCAGACUGGCCAAAAUUUUCAUUUUUCUUGCCGUUUUCGCGUCCCAAGUCAACGGGUUGACUGCCAGAAAGCUAGAGGAAUCCUCCACCGGUGGUGAUCAAAGCAUAAAGUGCCAGCCAUCAUGCAUACAGAGCCCGCCUCCACCGUCGCCUCCGUCGCCUCCUCCUCCAAGUCCACCACCACCCGAGCUGCCGCCGCCCCCGCCGUCGCCCCCACCGACUCCCAAGAAGCCCUCAACGCAGUACUGCCCACCGCCACCUUCGUUCAUUUACAUGACCGGCCCGCCGGGCCCGCCGGGGAACCUCUACCCCAUUGACAGUGAUUUCAGCGGCAGCCGAAAAGCCUCUGCCGCGAAUUUGCCGAUUCUGGUCGGCUCUGGAUUGCUUCUUCUCUUGGCCUUCUGGUGAGCGUCAAAGAUGGUAAAUUUGAUCAACGCUUUAAAGAAGGAAGAUAAAUUUUAUAGAAAAUAGCUUGGUAAUUAAUCACUUCUUGUAUUUUAAUUUUUGAAUAAAUUUCUUCCCUUUAAUUUUGGA
Pistacia vera is the source of this 836-nucleotide messenger RNA. RefSeq names its product sulfated surface glycoprotein 185-like. The transcript has a single exon. The record is from RefSeq and is a predicted model, not a curated record. Lineage: Eukaryota; Viridiplantae; Streptophyta; Magnoliopsida; Sapindales; Anacardiaceae. The coding region runs from base 264 to 710 and encodes 148 amino acids.